AUGAUGCCUCCAAUAAUAAACUUCCUGUGACUUCCAGAUAUGCCGAUUAGCAAUUGAAAUAAAAAUAUGACUAUAUGGGAGAUUAUAGGCUACUUAAACUUUGACAAUGUUUGCUCAAAAUUAGGGAUUAUUAGCGAAUAUAGCAAUUGCCUGAGGAUGGCGCUAUCUUGCGCCAUCCUCGGGCAAUUCCUAUAUCUGAUUUUAUCAAUUUUAUUUACCUGCACUAAUUUUUUGAUUAUUAUUGCUUUUAUUGAUAUAAUUUAUUAUUCUUAUAGCAUACCAAGCUUUAUAUUGAACAUUUUCAAUAGUAUUUUUAACUUAUGGAAAUUAUUUUUUUAUACCCUCUAUUAA
Molecule: messenger RNA, 351 nt
Organism: Blepharisma stoltei
Lineage: Eukaryota; Ciliophora; Heterotrichea; Heterotrichida; Blepharismidae
Source: the annotation of a GenBank genome assembly